UAUUAUAUUGUAUACCGACGCCGAUUGAUAUGUAGGCACAAUAAUAUGUAUUCGUGCUGAGGACACGUUACGACUAUAUCGCGGAUUACUCGAGCGUUUCUAUAAGUUUACAUUGCAUCCGAACUCUAUAAAUUAAAAAAUAUAUUAUUAUAUAUUAUUGUAAAUUGUAAUAUUAUAUACGUAUCUACUCGUUGUUGUCGGGUUCUCUAGUUCGUUUCGGAGAAAUAUACGUACAAGUCGGACUGCUGUAUAUACUAGGACAAAUCCACCGAACUGUAUAUUAUAAAUUAUAAUAUAUAAUAUUAAUUGAUAUUACAUAUUACUACUUUUAUUUGCCAUACGAUAAUAUAUUUCCAUAAUAAUAUGCUGAAAACUGUCGUAGCACGAUCGGUCAGACUUGUGUAUACUGUACGGCAGCAACCUGAGUGAGAAAGCAGACGACAAGACGUCAAGUCGGUGUUCCAUUUGAACAACAACAAAACUGCCGACACAAUUAUACCACAUAAUACGUCGUACACACACAGCGUCAUCAUGUCUGUCGAGAGGACUGCAGCGUGACACGACUACAUCGAGCACGUGUGGAUUGCAGACUGCGUGUGGUGCGAUCGCUUACGAUAAUUUACCACACUCGUAUCAAACACGACCGACAUGGCUACGUCACUGAAAUGGCUACUGUCGAUGGUGGCAAUAAUUACGAUGACUGGACUAAACGCGAUGGCCGCGGACGACUGUUUGCCGAGGAAGUUCGCGUACGGCACAGUGUGCGUGUGCAACUCGACGUACUGCGACCGAAUUCCGGAACCGGAAACACUAUCGGCCGGCAAGUACGCGCUGUACACGUCUUCGAACGUCGGAAGUCGGAUGCGCAGGAGCAGCGGGUCUUUCGUGCAGUCGCUCGACUCGCAAUGGUCCGGCGACGAGAUAGACGUGGAUGCGACAACCACGUACCAAACCAUAUACGGUUUCGGCGGUGCGUUCACAGACUCGGUGGGCAUUAAUGUCAUGGCGCUGAGCCCGAACACCCAACUCAAUCUCCUCAAGUCUUAUUUCGCUGACGACGGUAUCAAGUACAACAUUGGGAGAGUGCCGAUCGGUGGUACUGAUUUCUCGACACGCAAGUAUACGUACGCCGACAGCAAAGGCAUUCCAGACCUGAACAAUUUUGACCUGGCUCCCGAAGACGCAGAAUACAAGAUACCACUGAUAAAGACCGCAAUGAGUAUGGCAUCGGACGAAAUCAAGUUGAUCGGAUCGGCGUGGUCGGCCCCGCCGUGGAUGAAAACCAACAACGACUAUUCCGGCAUAGGUUUCCUCAAGCCAACAUUCAUGGAAGCGUGGGCGGAAUACCAUCUAAAAUUUUUGGACGCAUACAGCAAACAAAAUUUGACUUUCUGGGCUCUGACCACGGGGAACGAACCGCUCAACGGCAUCGUGCCAGUCAACCGAUUCAAUUCCAUGGGCUGGACGCCGAUGUCGCACCGCGAAUGGAUCGGACGUCACAUGGGGCCCCGACUAAGGGGUUCUGAACACAACCGCACCCUGUUGUUCGCCAUUGACGACCAGAGGAUCGUAUUGCCUUGGUGGAUGAAAAUGCUUAUGAACGACGAACAGUGUGCAAAGUAUAUCGACGGAAUAGCCGUUCACUGGUACUUAGACUUUAUCGUCCCUGUCAAAGUUUUGAAUGAAGUGCACAAAAACUUUGGUGACAAGAUCAUAAUGAACACUGAAGCAUCGCAAGGUGACAAGCCGUGGGAUUUCGUCAAAGUGCAAUUGGGAAGUUGGGCCAGAGCUGAAAAUUACGCGAACAACAUCAUCGACGAUUUAAAUCAUUGGGUGCAAGGAUGGGUGGAGUGGAAUUUAGCUUUGGACAUGACGGGAGGUCCGACCUGGGUGUCUAACUUUAUCGAUUCGCCCAUAAUUGUUGACAAAACUAAAGAUGAAUUCUACAAGCAACCAAUGUUCUACGCCAUUGGACAUUUUUCAAAAUUUAUUUCCAGAGGGUCCACGCGCAUAAAGUUAACACAGACUUCCGUUGUGAAGUCUGUUGGUUUUAAAAGGCCUGACGGAGCCGUGGUUAUUGUUCUGUACAACAGGAGGAACAAACCAGUCAACAUUUCUAUCAGGGACCCACAACGAGGUGUUAUAGGUCUCAGUUUACAAAAACAAUCUAUAAAUACACUAAUAUUUUGGUGAUAUAAUCGAUAAUAGUUUUACUUAUAAGUUAUUUAUAUUCUAUAAUGUUUGAUAUAAAUGAUAAAUGGUAUAAUAUUAAAAGUAUUCAUUAAUUAUUACUGAAUGCUGUUACUUUUUAUUUGAAUUAAACGACUGUUAUAUUUUUUAAUCUUAAUUAUUUUAUUUUCCAACAUAUAAUGACUAGAUACAUUCAUGUUCAACAAUUUAUUUAGAAAUAAGUUAUAGUUCAUAAAAUAGUUAAUAGUAUAUCAUGUCCAAACGGUGUUUCAUAUUAUAUCCUUAAUUAAUUAACAAACAGUGGUAUUGAAUACAAUAAUUUCUUUGCUACUAUGUAAUUAUUGGUAUGUAAACAAUAUUGAUAAAACAU
Molecule: messenger RNA, 2560 nt
Organism: Myzus persicae (green peach aphid)
Lineage: Eukaryota; Metazoa; Arthropoda; Insecta; Hemiptera; Aphididae
Product: glucosylceramidase
Exons: 10
Coding region: 649-2193 (514 amino acids)
Biological process (GO): glucosylceramide catabolic process
Molecular function (GO): glucosylceramidase activity
Source: RefSeq, a predicted model, not a curated record